AUUCUCCCCCUGUUACUUCAUCAAUGGUCAGAACUUUUGAGAAAGAAGCCAAAGUAAAAAAAAAAAAGGAAAAGAAAGAAAAAAAGAUCGAUGGGGUAGAAGAAGGAGGCAUGUGGAUGAGUGGGGGACACCCCAAACUCUUCAAUUUUUAUUAAAAAAUCCUUCCUUUCAAAUAAUUGAGCUUUUUACACGACGAACUUUGGUGAAGAAGAAGGGGGGAGCUGGGAAACACACACAAUAAAUCAAUACAAGUCCCUUUUUUUCCCCCCUCAAGUCUCCUCUCUUCUUCUUCCUUGAAUCUUGGAAUUUCUUUUGCAUUUUGUUGGGUUUGAACUUUAGGGGAACGGUCUUCACACCAUUUUUCUGUUAAAAAAAACCCCACAGCCAAUUUGUCUUUUACUGUGUUCAAGAUGCCAAGACGAGGGUCAAGGCCUUAUGAGUGUGUGAGAAGAGCUUGGCAUAGUGAUAGGCACCAACCCAUCAGAGGUUCUCUCAUUCAACAGAUUUUCAGGGUUGUGCAUGAGAUUCAUAACUCCUCCACCAAGAAGAACAAAGAAUGGCAAGAAGUGCUUCCUGUUGUUGUUCUCAAAGCUGAAGAAAUUUUGUACUCCAAAGCCAGUUCUGAGGUUGAAUAUAUGGAUUUUGGUACCCUUCGAUACCGCUUACUGGACGCCAUUAAUACCAUAAUAAGGCUUGAUGAGAGCACAGAAACUGGGGACUUUCUUCAGCCUUGCAUUGAAGCUGCUCUCAAUUUAGGCUGCACACCCAGAAAAGCUUCACGAAGCCAACGAAACAAUGUCUCCACAAACUAUCUCAGUCCUAGGAAUCAAGAGUCUCCCAUGGUAAUGAAGACUUCUCAAGGAUCUGUCAUUAGUUCUCGUUGUGUCCCCUAUUGUUGGAGUUUGGCUAAAUCUGUGAACAAUGGAAUAAGCAAUUCAGGUUUUAGAUUCCAAAGCUUUCUUCCUGCUCAUAAUUCAUCCUCUGGAAAGUUCCCUGAUUUUUCAAGCUCACAUGGUUUGAUAGGAAAUGCUCUGCCGCCGAGCAGGUUCUUUGUCUAUCCUUUAUAUUAUGGAAAUGGCUUUCAGUGGCAAGGACAACACUCUGGCUUCCAAAUCGCGCCUAGACCAGUUUCUACAUAUCUUGAUUCUAGGAAUGGAGGUGUUAUGGAGAAGACUAAAGCCUAUUGUACAAUGGCAACAAAUGGCAUCACCCAAAAUGAAGUAAUCUAUGCUUUUACGAGCCCAUGUGAUGAUAAAUGUGAUCUAGCAUUGCGGCUGGGACCUUUUUCAGCUUCAAGCUCAAGCUGUGAAAACAAAGCUUCGCUUCGUGUGCUUAAAGUUGGUUCAGGCACUUCAGUAAAAGAAACCAGAACCGAGGAUUGUUUCCAAGUGAUGAAGAGGAAGUUUCCCUUGUUCUCUAUGAGAAAUGCAUAUGGCCUAUCUGAGCACGAAACAUGGGGGCAGAGUCUAGAAAGGGAACGUGUUGAUCCAGACACAAGGAUGAGAAAACGGAAGGCAGAUUUUAGUGAUUCAUUAAAGGAAAGACACUUCAGUUUUCUCCCAAAGCUUCCUUCCAGCAGGUUCAUAGGCUGAAUCUUUUUCCAUUUUGAAAAAACAAUACGAUUAUGGAGGAAAAAGCUGGAGCGGGCCAGUUAAACACCUCCAAAUUGUCCACAAGCGCAGUUUGGAUGUUUGAAAUGUCAGAAUGAAGUUCAACAAAUGAAAUGUAAACUUUGAUGGAGUAAGGGAAUAUAUGUGGAAGAAAAAGGGUCUAAGGCUGUCUGUUAAAAGAAAAUCUUUUGGGAUUAAUUGAUAGGGUUUGCUGGACCCUUGGAGGAGAUUACUUAAAUUUUAGAAGUGGGUGAAGAGUUGAUAAACCAGCAACUAGUGAGAUUACUGUCUAUGCAAAUGGGGGACAGAGAGGCAUCGAGCCAACAAGUUUAUUUAUCAUAUUCUGGGGGCAAUAUGCUUUGGUUCUGUGGGUCCUUUUUGUUUUUUCCUUUUCUUUCUCAUCUUUGUUCUUUUUUGGAAAGAUUUGAAUUGAUCAUUGAAUGUCUGGAUGGAAGUCUCUACCUUCAACUUUUAAUGACUGGUGACAUUAGUCCUGUGGGGUCAAAUAAGGAUUAUCUAUUGUUAAGGUGGACAAAGCUUUCUGCUUUUAGUUAAACUUGCUUUAUCAAAUUAGGAAGUUGCUUAGAGAGAGAAUCAAACAUGAUUUCUUUCACAAGAUUUCAUCAAUAUUGAUACCUCAGUCAUUUUCCAUUAGAUGCCAUAUUCUGCCCUUUUUCCACCAGUCAUUAUUUUGCACUUUUUGCCUCUUAUCCUGUCCUGUAUUCACUGUAUGAUUAAUGUCAAAUCCAAUGGGAACUUGUUAUAUGGAUAUGGAAUCUGAAUUUGCUUGAUUUCAAUUCCUAACUUUACUCCCACCAUUGGGUUAUCACGUGUUCUACAAUUUCUUCAUACUUUUCUGUACUGUUUUUCACUGUUGUUUUUCUAUCAAAUGUAUGUCUGGAAUAUAAUCAUUUUGUUA
Messenger RNA from Cucumis sativus (cucumber), 2529 nucleotides. RefSeq lists its product as uncharacterized. Lineage: Eukaryota; Viridiplantae; Streptophyta; Magnoliopsida; Cucurbitales; Cucurbitaceae. Gene Ontology annotation, molecular function: transcription coregulator activity. Gene Ontology annotation, biological process: regulation of DNA-templated transcription. The record is from RefSeq and is a predicted model, not a curated record. The coding region runs from base 411 to 1592 and encodes 393 amino acids. The transcript is spliced from 4 exons.